AUGAUGAAAACAUCUUCCUUGUGUGCCGCUACAUCAUCAGUGUUCUUCCUUGCCUUCUUUCUUGCCAUCUCUUCUUUUCUAUUCUUCUUUUCGGUUGAUCUCGUGAAAGGCAUUCCAACACUCUUGAAGGGAAAUAUUAAAGCAAGAACAACAACAAACACGUUGGCCAACAAUGAGAAUGGAUCCGUUUGUAGAGCUUUGGCAUUGGGAGGAGGUGGCGAUCGUGGAGCCUAUGAAGCUGGUGUGUUAAAGUAUUUGGUUGAGAAUUUACCAGCUGAUCAAGUGAAAUAUCAAGUCAUUGGUGGUAUUAGUGCUGGUUCGAUCAACAGUGUUGGAUUUGGACAAUUCCCCAUUGGACAAGAGAGACAAGGAUUGGAUUUUCUCCUUCGUCAUUGGACUUCUCUCACUGCUUCAGAUGUUUACAAAAAUUGGCCACUUGGAAUUGCUCAAGGUUUCUUAUUCAAGACAGCUCUUUUCAAUACAGAUCCACUUCACAAGUUUCUCACUAGAAAUGUGAAUUUGACAAGCAUUAGAAACUCAGGAAGAAGAAUAUUGAUGGGUGCAACUAAUUUGAAUACGAACAAGUAUGAACAAUUUGAUCAAUAUACUGAUGAUCUUGUGGAGGCAACAAGAGCAUCUUCUGCUGUGCCUGGAGUGUUGGAAGCAGUUUCAAUGAAAGGUUCAUUGUAUGUGGAUGGUGGAGCCAAAUACAUGACUCCUAUUUCUGAUGUCAUUGCUGAAUGUUUCAAGUUUACCAAUGCUUCACAUGUCAAUGUGGAUGUCAUUUUGGCUAUUGGAGAUUUUCAGUUUGCCAAUUAUUUGGAAAACAUUCAAACAACUCCUUUCAUCUUGUUGAGAACUUUGUUCAAUGUGGUGGAUGAUAUCUUUACCAAGGAUAUUACUAAUGCUCAAAUUGCUUUUGGCAACAAGGUCACUUUUAGAAUUUUCAAACCCUCUAAAUGGUUGCCUGGAUGGUUCCUUGGAUUCGACCAUUCUGAAGAAAUGAUUGAUAUUGGUUAUCAAGAUGCUCGCAAUGUAUUGAAUAGCAUUAGAAAUAGCCGUCGUGUACAAUAA
Messenger RNA from Naegleria fowleri, 1074 nucleotides. RefSeq lists its product as uncharacterized. Lineage: Eukaryota; Heterolobosea; Eutetramitea; Acrasida; Naegleriidae. Bases 1 to 1074 code for a protein of 357 amino acids. Gene Ontology annotation, biological process: lipid metabolic process. The transcript is spliced from 7 exons. The record is from RefSeq and is a predicted model, not a curated record.